AUCUUUUGAAAAAUGGAGGAAACUGAAGGCAAUAACCUCAAAAUUUACGAGGAGAAGAUAUACCAACUCCAGAAGGAAGUACAAGAGGCCCUAGAUGCUAAGGACAAGCAGAAUGAAUCGCUUAGGGAAACUAUUAGUACUCAGAAGGAAAAGAUCAAAGGGUGUUUAUCCCAGAUCAAGUCAUUGGAAAAUCUGAAGAAUGCUUAUGAGAAGGAAAUCAGUUCUUCUCGCAAGACAAGGUCCAAACAAGCAGAUUCUAGCCAAAAGAUAGUAUCUCCACUUGACGAAGUCAGAGUUUUGUCUACUGAGAUCGAAAUCAAGAAUGCUAAAAUAAAGAUUCUUGAAGAAGAAAAUAGAGAGCUCAAGGGAAAUGACCGAUCAGGACUAAUCACUCAGCAAAUUACUAAGGUGAAUGAGAAGGUGCAAGGAGUUAAGCAGAAUUAUCAAAAUUUACGUCAGGAGAAUUCUUCUCUAAAAGACCAGAUUCUACGAAGCAAGGUCAAAAUGGAUUCUAUCAUCCUCCAAAAUCAAAAAUUAUUGGAAGAGAAUGAGGAUGCACAGAAGUUGAUCAAUGUCAAUGAGAAGUUACAGGAAGAAAUCAAGCAGAAUGAUAACACAAUGAUCAUCAAAGAAAACCAGAAUUUACUCAACCAAAUAGAAACCCUACAGAGUGAGAAGUUGAACAUGGAAGUGACAAUCAAAGAGAUGCAGCAAAACCAAGAACAAUUUAAGCAAGAAAAGGCUCAAUUAGCUAAAGAUAAAGAGGAAUUUGAGAAAAAUAAGCAAUCUCUCGAAGAUCAAGUUAAAAAUGCACGGGAGGAAUUAUCAGCCAUGAAACAGAAAUUCCAGCAGAGGCUUGCACAGGAAGAAGAGAGAUAUAACGCUCUUCAGAAGAAAUACACAAAAGAGAUUGCUGAAUAUAAGCUAGAGAAGGAGACAGCCCAGUUAGAAAUCCCCAAACUUGAGCCCUUUACAGUGGCUAAUAAAGAUGAUUACCAGCUGAAGUUACUUCUCCUGAAGGAAAAAGAGAAUACAGAAAAGGCAAACACACUUGCAAAAUGCUUAAAGGAUGAACUUGAGCACUCCAUGUUUGAAAAUCAGAGACUGAAAGAUACCCUACAAAAGGAAAGAGAGAAAUUAUAUAACCAGAAUAAGAAAGGAGAUGUAGACAAAGAUCUUAAAUCUGAGACUCCUAAGGCUGCUUCAAGACUUGGAAAGACCAAAACUCUCCGUUUUGAUGAAACAGUUAGUAUCAUUCAGGAAGAAUCCAAGGUAGAUAAGGAAGACACCAAUUUGGUAAAGAAGGAUGCUGGCAGGAAGAAGACUCCAUCUGAGCUUCUGCAGGAGACUCUCAAGAAUAUGGAUGAGGAAUUUGAUCCUGAAGAACUCCCUAUUGAGGAAUAUGCUGAAAGCAUAUGCUCAAAUAAGAGACUCUCAAGGGAUAUCAGAGAGACACUCCAGAUCUUGCUCAAGCGAGAAAAGAAAGAAAUUGAAAUGAUCAAAGAAAAAACAGAGAUCGACACAAGAGCACUUAGACAAGGCAAAGUCAGAGAUGGUGAUGAUGAAAUCAUGGAAGAUGAGAAUGGGGAAAUCAAGUUUUUAGAGGAGAGAGUGGCUAGCUUGACUGAGUUAAAGGAUUUACUUCAAACCCAACUUGAGGAAGAGUACGAAGCGAAUAGAACCCUUAGAAAACAGAAUAAGGAACUUUCAGAUGAACUUAUAGAGCAAAAAGAGAAGCUUAUUGCUAAAAUUGAGGAUGAAGGAAAGUCUUCCUUACUAGCAUCUUUAAAUGUCCAUCUCUCUCAAGCGCUUGAAGCUUUAUUAUCAAGCUGCUAUUCUCAUAUUAGAUCCAGGUCAGACUUGGUUACAUCAUUCUCAAACACAGCAAAAGAGGUUUUGGAUAGCACUCUAGUAACUAAUACUAAAAUGCAGGAAGAUAGGAAAUCAUACCAACAGCACAUAGAAGAGCUUGAGAAAGAAGUUGAUGCAAAGGAAGCUCUCCUGUCUGAAUCUGAUCAAACCAUCCUUAAGGCUCAAUUAAAGAAAGAAAAUUCACAACAAGUACAAGAAAUUAUUCUUCGUGAGAUGCAAUAUUACAAUACAUUCGUGAAGAAGGUAAAAUCCCUUAUCACUGGAGAGGACUUUGAGACCAUCAGUAAUGUUCCUGUUGGUGCACUGGAUAUUGUCUUAGCACAAUUAGAGCAGGUUCUACCAAUACAUGACUCUGGGGAUGAGGAGAUGACUCCUGAAGAGCACACUGCCACUCAAAAGGUUGAGUUUCCAAAAGAAGCUUUCAGCGAAUACAUUGGUAAUUACAACAAGAUUCUUGACAAAAAGAAUCAGUCCAUCAAAGACCUCCAAGGUGAAAUCGAGAAAGCUAAGAUUGAAGGCCAAAAAGAGACCAACCAGAAGUACGAACAAGAGAUUAAAUCUCUGAAGGAAAAGGCUCAAAAAGCAGGCAUGAGUGAAGAAGAAGCCAAGAUGAUGAAGAAACUAAAGACUGAUAACAUCAUACUUUUCAAGAAGAAUAAAACUCUUAAUUCUGUCAUGGAGAGUAAUAAACAACUCACAGAGCAAAAUAAAGGGCUUCAGGAAAAGGUAGAACAAAUUCAGAAGGAAGCUAGUCAGAAACAAAUUGAGAAGAAAGAGCAAGUUGUCUUAGAACCUAACAAACUCAAGACCUUGGAGGCAGACCUUGAGGAGCAGCUUAAACUGAAUGAAGAGCUGAAGCAAGAGCUGAAUAAAAGAAAGGACACUCAUAAAUCAGCUAAUGCUAUGAAGAAUCUUAUCAAAGCUCUUAACUUGAUCAAGAGGUGUAAGAAGAUACUUCAUAUUGUUAGCAGUAAAGAAUCUAAAGAAGUUGCUGUCAAAGAGAAACUAAAUCUUCCUGUAGAAGAGGUCAAGCAAAUUCCUGAGAAGGAGACUACACCUGUAAAUAAAAAGUCGGAGACUCAAGUUGCCGGAAAGACAGAGGUUCAAAUUCUAAAAAAGUCUAUAGCUGGGAUCCCUGAAGAGCUUGCAGCUGAGAUCCCCAAAAAGCUUGUAGCUGAAGUCCCUGAAAAGCUUGCAGCUGAAAUCCCUGAAAAGCCAGAGACUGAGAUUCCAGACAAUGUCAUAGAAGAAGUAGUAGAAAACAUAGUUGAUCAAACUCCAGAGAAAGGUGCUAGCCCACCAGAAGAAGAUUCUAAUAUGCGCCAAGUGAUUAGAUGCAUUCAAACCAGCACUCCUGUUAAGGAAGUGACAAAGCCGACUAACCCUUCUAAGCCAUUGAAGCCAUCAAAGCCAUUACUCAAGAAGAGAGUCUCCAAAGCAUCGUCCAAAGCUUCAGAGGGAAAGUCUAAGCUACAGAAAACAGAGGAAUAAUUACGUUCAAAUCCACAAGAGAAUAAUUAUUCAUUUUG
Messenger RNA from Moneuplotes crassus, 3401 nucleotides. Lineage: Eukaryota; Ciliophora; Spirotrichea; Euplotida; Euplotidae. The record is from the annotation of a GenBank genome assembly.